AUGGGUGUAUUGAAAGAGCAAGACGAAAUUCAAAGUGCUCAUUGGAAUACAAAAACUCUGUCUAUAUUUAAAGCUUAUGUAUGGUCUAAAAGUCAAGGUUUUUCAUUUACGCUUCCAUCGAAUGACGUCUCUCACGAUAUAUUUGUUGUAAACUCAGCUAUUGAAAUUAUUUUAAAUGAACUUAAAACACAUGUACCGAAUUUAAAACACAUUAAUUUCUUUUCUGAUGGCGCAGCCUCACAAUUUAAGCAACGUUUUAUGUUUCGUAAUUUAAUUCAGAUUGCUCAUGAAUAUAAAAUAGCUUUAAGUUGGAAUUUCUUUGCUACAAGUCAUGGAAAAGGUGUUGUUGAUGGUCUCGGUGGAACUGUUAAGAGGCUCGUUUGGUCAGCAGUAUUGGCAGGUGAUAAUUGUAAAUCAGCGGAAGAUUUUGUUAAGUUAGCGCAACAGAAAACAAAGAAGAUAAUUAUAAUUGAAGUUGCGAAAAACGAUAUUGAUAAUUCAAAAAUAAAACUAGAAAAUAUAUUUAAAGUAGCUAAAUCUGUACCAGAAACACUCAAAACACAUUCUGUAAAGAUGCAAACUUUACCCUUUACUGACACUGAUGCAACGACAAUUCAACAGGAGAAAGAUAAAAAUGGUUAUGAAAUUGAUUAUUCAUCAUCGUCACCUCGAUUCUCUGUGAAUUCUGUCACAUCACUUCAGGAAGGUCUCGAAUAUCUCAAGGAGAAUGGAUAUGCUGUGUUUAGUGAUGUGUUGACUGAAGAAGAAGUGAAAACAAAUAAAGAUUUAUUCUGGGAUUUUAUUGAACAGGCAGCUCAUAAUCAGAUUGAUAGAGAUAAACAUAAUACAUGGGAUAAUCAUUGGCCCGCCCGACCUUUGACCGGUGUUAUAAGCCAGCACGGAAUUGGACAAUCCAAAUUUUUGUGGAAUGUUCGUAAUAAUAGAAAUAUCAAAAAAGUCUUUUCAAAUAUCUGGCAAACAGAUGAACUGCUCGUAUCAUUCGAUGGUGCAGGUUGCUUUCGUGAUUGGUCUUUUAAUCAGUCUUGGAAAACAACGGGAGGAUGGAUUCAUGUUGAUCAACAUCCCGUUCGAAAGCCGGAUCAAUGCUGUGUUCAGGGUUUAGUAGCCAUUACCGAUAAUGAUGAAUCUACUGGUGGUCUAGUAGUCUAUCCAAAGUCACAACAACGUUUCUCAGAACUGAUAAAUUUGAUAACACCAACCCAUAGCGGCUAUGAUUUUGUUAAAAUUCCUCCAACUCAUCAAAUUUUGAGGCAGCCAGAAUCUUCUGAGCUGACAAAAUUCAAAUUAGUCAAAUGCAAAGCGGGUGAUUUAGUCGUAUGGGAUAGUCGUGUUAUCCACUGCAAUACACCAGCAAUUAAACUAGCAUCCGAUAUGACCAAAAAAUGUGAUCUGUUGAGAGCUGUGGCAUAUGUUUCAAUGAGUCCGACAGUAUUUGUCAGUGAAGGUGAAAAUUACAAGACACUAGAUGAAUUUAGAAGCUUGAGAGAAGAAGCUGUAAUGAAUAAUACUACGACCACUCACUGGAGUCAGGACUUAAACAUUACAGGUGAAGCUCCAGAUAUACCUAAAUUUUCAAUGAAAGAUUUAAAUUCAUAUCAACGUUCAUUGAUUAUUGGUACCAAUGUUGAGAAUGCUGAUGAGUAG
Didymodactylos carnosus is the source of this 1665-nucleotide messenger RNA. Lineage: Eukaryota; Metazoa; Rotifera; Eurotatoria; Philodinida; Philodinidae. The record is from the annotation of a GenBank genome assembly.